Messenger RNA from Heterotrigona itama, 1621 nucleotides. The record is from the annotation of a GenBank genome assembly. Lineage: Eukaryota; Metazoa; Arthropoda; Insecta; Hymenoptera; Apidae.
AUGCUACUUGCACUUGACUUCUUUUUGCAAAAAUCUAUGUUCUAUCCGCUUUGGAAGGUUCUCGAUGAUGCAAGAACGACUGACGCGAAAGAAACACUGUACAAAAAAACUUGAAUACGAACGUUGUUGGAAAUCAAAUCAUUAGUUUCACAAAUAGAAUUCAGUUACGUUAUAUAAAAUAUAAGUUACAGUUUCUAUUUGAAAAAGUUGAUUGUAUGAAAUAUAUUUUCGUACAUGAAAAGUAUAGUUUUACGUUCGUAAAAUCGUAAGUUUUUACGUUCAUUUCUGCACGGUUAAAAUAUUUUCAUUAAUAUAUGAAUAUUUAAUAUUAAUACAUAAUAUUUAGUAUUUUACAUCGUGUCAAUUUCUAAUAUUUGAUGAAACACUUUAAUUCCAGUUCUUUAUGCUUUUUGUAUCUUUGAGUGUCUGACCUUAAUGGUAUUGCUUCACUAGUUUUGUUGUCUUACAAUCACUUCGUUUAUUUGUUAUCUCGAACACAUUAAUUAGAAACAGUUUUUGAUGCGUCAUCCUCUUCAAAUAUAUAUUAGUUAAUGUAUAGAUAAUUUUAGAAGAAAUACAAAUUACUUCUUUUUAUUAAAUUAUUGUUUAACAAAUAAUAUACGAUAUCUAGAUAAUACGAAAAAUAAAAUUAAAAUUUAUAUAACAGCGAUAAGCCAGAGGUUAGACUGAACAAGGUUCAUUAUUUUGUCUUAUAGGUGAAACAAACUCGAUAAUUUACAAAAUUCGAAGUAUAAAAUAAAAUAAUUUUUAAUUAUUGAAUAUAUAUAAUAAUUUUUAUACUUUUAUAAUUUUUAUUGUAUAAUUAGAAGAUGUGACUUUCUGUAAAGAAAAUUUUAAGAAAUACAUGUUAUUCCGUUAUUGCAUAAAUUUAUGUUAUAUCAAUUCCUUUUUUGUUACACUGUCACAAAUAGAUAAAUAAUCUUAUGUGAAAUAGGAAAAACAUAUCAUGCAUGAUUUGGCUGUUUAAAGUUGUUAUUUAUAUUUUUAUAAUGUUUUUAUAUUGUAAUAUAUGUAUAAUGUUUAUAACAAGUCAUUGUACAAAAUAAUUUUUGAUAAUUGAUUGAGCUGCAUAAAAUACUUCCUACUUUGUUUUAUUAAUAAAUAUAAUAUAAUAUAAAUUUCAUUCUUACUAAUAAAAGUUUCAUUUCUCUCUUUGUUGUAGAAACAUAAUCAUGCCAGUCCCAGCACUUCAGAAACCUGCUCCUGCUUUCCAUGGUACUGCUGUUGUAAAUGGAGAAUUUAAAGAGAUUUCUCUUUCUGACUACAAAGGGAAAUAUCUUGUACUAUUCUUUUAUCCAUUAGACUUUACAUUUGUUUGUCCAACUGAAAUCAUUGCUUUCUCUGAUCGUGUUCAAGAAUUUGAACAAAUUGGUUGUAAAGUCGUUGCUGCAUCUACUGAUUCUCACUUCAGUCACUUAGCAUGGGUAAAUACUCCACGUAAACAAGGUGGUCUUGAUCUGUUGAUGAGACUCUGCGUUUAGUUCAAGCAUUCCAGUAUACUGAUAAACAUGGAGAAGUGUGUCCAGCUGGUUGGAAACCAGGAAAGAAGACUAUGAAGCCUGAUGUUGUUGGCUCUAAAGAAUAUUUCAAAGAUCAAUAA